Molecule: messenger RNA, 5321 nt
Organism: Lates calcarifer (barramundi perch)
Lineage: Eukaryota; Metazoa; Chordata; Actinopteri; Centropomidae
Product: bromodomain-containing protein 1
Exons: 12
Coding region: 336-3860 (1174 amino acids)
Biological process (GO): regulation of transcription by RNA polymerase II
Cellular component (GO): MOZ/MORF histone acetyltransferase complex
Molecular function (GO): protein binding
Source: RefSeq, a predicted model, not a curated record
UAACGACUCACAACGUACCGCAUUGUUGUUGGGGGAAGAGAAGCUCGGGCAGCCGCUGAGCUCUGCCACCUCUGACUGCCUCCACACAGUCCCCCCCUACCGAUCAGUGUUCGUACCCGGGAUCACAGUAGACCACCUGGAACCGGCUCCGUCGCCCUGGAUACCUGCCGGUCACUCUCAGGUCUUCACUCGGUUCAGCGCGAGCCGCGGCCGCCGUCGGACCAGCGGACUGAAUGUGGAUUUAACUGCCGCUUCGCUCCACAGGCCGCGCCGCCAUUGCUGCUGUUUUUACAAGCUGAAUUGGUGAAAAUACCGAGGGUCUUUACGGUUUCAACAUGAAGAAAAAAGGUCGAAAUCACCGCCCGUCGGUGCUGAAGAGGGAGUCAUCCCCCAUCAAGCCGUCGCCCAACCGAGAGACGCUGACGUACGCACAAGCCCAGCGGAUGGUGGAGCUGGAGGUGGACGGCCGCGUGCACCGGCUCAGCAUCUACGACAAACUGGACGUCAUCAUGGACGACGACCCCACGGCUCAGGAGAUCAUGGAGUGCAACAGCAACAAGGAGAACAAUGAGAAGCCCCAGCAGGUCCUGGUGCGCUCCGUGCGCCUCAAAAACAACCAGCAGAAGAAGAAUGCGGCGCUCACAGCCUCGCACGGCACCGGCGGCUCCCACGGCGGCACUGGUGGCCUGCUGGAACCGAAGGUCAGAACGGUGGAAUACAACCUGCCAGUGGUGCCGAAGAGGCCGGCGGCGUAUUACAAAUACACAGAGAGGACGGCGGAGGAGCUGGACGAAGAGGUGGAGUACGACAUGGACGAAGAGGACUACGCCUGGCUGGAGCUCAUCAACGAGAAGAGGAAGAGCGAGGGCGUCAGCCAGGUGUCGCACAACCUGUUUGAGUUCCUGAUGGACCGCUUCGAGAAGGAGUCGUACCUGGCCACGCAGGGUCAGAGCGACCUGCAGUCGCUGGUGGACGAGGACGCCGUCUGCUGCAUCUGCAUGGACGGAGACGGAGCCGACAGCAACGUCAUCCUCUUCUGCGACUCCUGCAACAUCGCCGUGCACCAGGAGUGCUACGGCGUGCCGUACAUCCCCGAGGGCCAGUGGCUGUGCCGCCACUGCCUGCAGUGUCCAUCACGACCAGCAGAGUGCGUCUUCUGCCCCAACCGAGGCGGAGCCCUGAAGAAGACAGACGACGACCGCUGGGGCCACGUGGCCUGCGCCCUGUGGGUCCCUGAGGUCGGCUUCUCCGACACGGUUUUCAUCGAGCCCAUCGAUGGCGUCCGCAACAUCCCACCGGCACGCUGGAAGCUCACCUGUUACCUGUGUAAGGAGAAGGGCGCUGGAGCGUGCAUCCAGUGCGACAAGAUGAACUGUUACACCGCCUUCCACGUCAGCUGUGCCCAGAAGGCCGGCCUCUACAUGAAGAUGGAGCCCAUCAAAGAGGUGACAGCAUCAGGCGCCACCACUUUCUCCGUGAAGAAGACCGCCUUCUGCUGCAGCCACACGCCCAACGGCUGCGAUCGGCGGCCGCUCAACAUCUACGAGGAACCGCACCCGAAGAACGGAGCCUGUCACAAGAGGGCUGACAAGAGAGGAAAGGCCCGGGCCAAGAAGAAGAGCAAGAGAACGGAGCCAGAACCAGAACCAGAACCUGAGACCCCUACCAGCUCUGGUCCCAGCAUCACCACCUCAAGUUUCGACACCAUCCUGAACCAGGUGGCCGUUCAGAGGAAGCGUCUGUUCGUGGAGAGGGUUCUGAGUUACUGGGUCCUGAAGAGGCAGUCGAGGAACAACGUGCCGCUGAUCCGCCGGCUGCAGGCCAACCCUCAGCCUCCUAAAGCCAAGCAGACGGACCGGAUGGAGACGAACCAGGCGCUGAAGGAGCAGCUGAAGGAGUGGCACCGCCUCCGCCACGACCUGGAGCGAGCUCGCCUGCUGCUGGAGCUCAUCAGGAAGAGAGAGAAGCUGAAGAGAGAGGAGAUGAAGCUGCAGCAGUCGGUGCUGGAGGUUCAGCUGACCCCCUUCAACAUCCUGCUGAGAGCUGUGCUCAGUCAGCUGCAGGAGAAGGACCAGUACAGCAUCUUCGCUCAGCCCGUCAGCACCAAGGAGGUUCCCGACUACCUGGACCACAUCAAGAACCCCAUGGACUUCUCCACCAUGAGGAAACGCAUCGACAGUCAUGGCUACAAGAACCUGGAGGAGUUCGAGUCCGAUUUCAAUCUCAUCAUCUCCAACUGCAUGACCUACAACGCCAAGGACACCUUCUUCUACAAGGCAGCUCAGAGGAUGCAGGACCACGGAGGAGCCAUCCUCCGCCGGGCUCGCCGAGAGGCCGACAGGAUCGGCUUCGACUUCCCCAGCGGGCUGCACCUACCGCAGGCCCCGAAACUGGAGGCAGCGCCCCCCUUCUCCUGGGAGGACGUGGACCGUCUGCUGUGCCCCGCCUACCGCCGGCUGACCCCCCUGGAGGACCAGCUGAAGGAGCUGCUGGAAAAGCUGGACCUGAGCACGGCCAUGAAACACAGCCCGUCCCGCAGCAAGAGGCUCAAACUGCUCAAGAAGACCAUCAUGGAGGUCCGCAGCGAGAUGAGCCUGAAGAAGUCCCUCCCGCCGUCACCAGCCGUUCCGGAGCCUGACCGGACCCCCGCUGAGUCCGACCAGAAACCACUACCCGACCCCCCGGCCGAGCCCUGCACAACGCAGGAGGACAAGUCUUUACCUCCGCCAACGUUAGAGCUGCUGACGUCGCAGCACGACACCUCGCCCGACGACCCGGAGCCGCCUCCUCUGAAGCCCGUCAGACCCAGCACGGACCCGACUCCCAUGGAGCUCGACAGCGACACGUCUACCUCAGUUUCCCCGGACACCCCCAACGGGCACAUCUCAGACCCGCUGCUCCCCAACAGCGACCUCCACACCGAAGCCUCCGCCGCCUGCAGCCGACGGAACAACAUCCUCUUCCGCAAGUCCAAGAGCGCCAGCCCGCAGAAACCACCCAAGACCCAGGAGGCCGCGCCGCCAUCUCUCGGCGCCAAAACCUUCCUGUCUGUCGUCAUACCUCGCCUGGAGACGCUCCUGCUGCCGAAGAAAAGAACCCGCAGCAGCAGCGCCGACGGAGAGGACGACGACGAGGAGUCGCCGAUAAAACGCCUCGGCACAGGAAUAGCAAACGGUUUUGUGGUAGAGGAGGAGGAGAUUUCUCCGUCUCCUCGCCUGCUGGAGCCUCGCCGCCGCUGUGCGUCCGAGUCAAGCAUCUCCUCUAGCGGGAGCGUCCUCUGUGGCACCAGCACCGUCAUCGUGUCUAAAAGCGGGAAAGGGCGGCCGGCGGCGGCUCGGCGGAGCACAGUGGACGAUAAGAGCGCUCUGAGGACCUGCAUCGAGAACGGAGAGUUCACCAAAGCUGUUAAGAUCUCCUCAGAGGUGUGGAAUCCCACCGCUGCGUCUCCAUUUGUUCUGGAGCCUCUUAAACUAGUUUGGGCUAAGUGUAGUGGAUAUCCCUCCUACCCCGCCCUGAUCAUGGACCCCAGAGUGCGGAGGACGGCGUGUCAGCACAACGGGGUGGAGCUUCCCCCGCCGCCGCCGGACGUUCUCAGAGCCGGAGAGCGGAUGCAGUUCAGGUCCGCAGAGAAACUCUUCCUCGUCCACUUCUUCGACAGCAAGCGCAGCUGGCAAUGGCUUCCUAGAUCCAAGAUGGCGCCCUUCGGGAUCAACGAGACGCUCGACAGGAUCAAGCUGACGGAGGCUCGCUCCUCCUGCAUCCGUAAAGCUGUGCGGCUCGCCUUCGACCGGGCCAUGAACCACCUGAACCGAGGCGGCGGCGAGCUGGAGCCGAGCGCCGGCCUCGCCCUCACAGACUGAUCCCUCACCUUACCCAUCAUCCAUCUCUCCCUCUUUGACCUGUCAGUUUUUAUUUUGAACACCACCACCGCAGAGACUCUGUUUCUGCUUCGUACGCACAACACACACACACACACACACACACUCGUCAUGUUUACUAUUUCUUACAACUGGAUCGUUGUCACGCCUCCACGCACAUCUGUCUCCCCUGUCCGAAAUACUGUAGCUUGUGACGGCCAUCUUGUUUUGUCAAAGAGCUAUGCAAUGAAAACGCCUCGGUUAGCAGGUGCAAAAAAACGAAGAAAAGAUUUUUAAAAAUCUAACGUUGGCUGUGAGGACCGAAAAAUCACGGGUCUAAAACCUGUUGAAUGUGUCGGAGUUUGACCUCUGACCUCCUUUAAAUGUGCUGCAAGACUGCUGCAACAAUCUCACUGCCAUGAAAACGUCCAUCAGUGUGUGUGUGACGGCAGCAGCUCCUGUAAAUAUCCUGUACAAGGUCUGACACUAAUUUAUUCACUCCCUCAGCUCGUCGUCGGUGCACCGUGUUCAGAUAUUUAUACAGCGGGAGGUGAGGAUCCACGUCGUCGCCGGCACUGAUGGUGUCGGAGUUUCUGCUGGUGCUAUCUCUACACAGAGAAUCAAAAACAAACAUGCAUACUGUACUGAACCUUUUUAUUUCAGCUCCUUUUUUACAGUUUUUGUAAGUUAUUGAGUUCUCAAGCUUCACGUUCUCUCGUCUUUGGCAUUAAUUUUUCUGUGUGCAUCUUUUUUUUUUUUUUUUUUUACCUGAAUGUUUUUACUGGACUACUUUUUUUUUUGUUUGUACAUAUUUAUAUAAAAUCUAUAUAGAAGCUCUCAAAGUUUAAAAUGCCUGAAGUGCAUCAUUCACACCGAAACCAAAAAAAAUCUGCUGCCCACAAGUUUCCCACUAAUGUGUGUUUUUUUUAGUUGUUUUUCAGGUUUUCGGCCUUUUUGUUUUUGUUUGUGUUGUUGCUGUGAUGAGUUCAAAUCUUCUGUAAAACGUCACAGAAUCAUCUUUUCCACCUGAACUGACCUACAGUCAGCUGUAGGAGAGAAGAGAAUGUGCCUGUACUAAUUUAUUGUAAAACAGAAAAUGUAUAUGCAUUACUUUAUAUUGUAAGAAAAUACUACGGGCACACUAGGAGCCGCGUGUAGAGGCCCCUCCUCUUCCUCUGUCGUUUGUGAGUUUUUAUUUUUUAUUUUGGAAUAAUAGCAUUAAAUCUGAGAGGUGAGGUGAUAGUGUUUGACGUUUUGUUUUGGCGGGGUAGCGAUGGGUAGACUUCCUGUUUUCUUUGGCCCCUCUGGAUGUGGAUGUUGUGUGUAAAUAGAUUUGGUACUUUAGCUGAUUCUCUGGGAAAAACCACAGUUAUAGCCAAUGGGAGUGGAAACCAGCCCACAGACGGCCGGUGGGAUUUUUAUACUAAAACACUGAAAAAUUAAAAUAUGUUAUUGAAUCACUGA